GCUUCAUGAGUGCCGAUGCGUUGGACGCGAGGGCUUCCCCUAUUUGGGACUUUCGCAGAAAUGCGAGCAACCAACUCGUGGUUCUAUGCAAGAUUUGUGCAGAUGGGAUUGAGCGGAACGGAGCGCUGAGCCAUCGCACCCGCCACGAGGGCAGUCAAUCCCAUAAAAGGGCCUUAAAGAGACGUAAUGAAGCAGAGGACGAGACAGAGCUGCUUCUGCGUGGUGCGAGCAGCGUUGAUCCGGCACAAAAUGCCACUAUCUCAGACAAGGACAUCGCGG
Molecule: messenger RNA, 279 nt
Organism: Mycena citricolor
Lineage: Eukaryota; Fungi; Basidiomycota; Agaricomycetes; Agaricales; Mycenaceae
Source: the annotation of a GenBank genome assembly